AUGCUUGUUGCAAUGCGUUCAAGGAAAAGAUUCGGCGAAACGGUAUCUGUGGAUGAUGCCAUAUUCUCGUGUGAUAUUGUCAAGGAGUUUUUUCGUAGACUCCAAAAUGCAAGUGUACCAGUUGGCGUACGUUCCAUGUUCGCCAAGGCCAUCCUGUCGUUUUACAGGUUCCUUCAAGAAAACAUAGGCACAGCUGCUGGAAUUGAUCGGAUUAACGGGAUCCAGCAAGCAGUAGCACUUGCUGAGCGUGAAGUGAACAGAUUGAAAAAUGAGAACGAAAUGUUGAGCACAUUCAGUGGGAUUUCUGCUGAAAGAAGAUUGCAGGAGCUGGAGCGAUACUGUGCAGUGAGAGCAAUCGUGAAAUCGAAGCGCAUAGAUGAAAGAGUAGCAUAUAUGGUGCAAGCAUUCAAUGAAAACGGAUCCAUAAACCAUUAUAAUUACAACUAUUGCUAUCAUGGCGUAUUUGGUGCACUGCAACGCCGCACGAAACGAGCUUUGUUACAAGACUCGUUAUGGCAACAUGUGUGGAGCCGGCGAAGGAUGCAGCGGACUAGAACCGGUGGAACACCAACAUAUCUUGAGAUCGGAGCAAUUUUGAGAUGUGGAAGUGUUGCAAUUAGUUGUAAUCUGACAAGGCGUAGUGUUGCUCGUAUGGAGUACGAGAAGUAUAUGGAAGAGAAGAUGAAAACCUUCAGGCCUAUUGCGGAUCCGCACAUCGCCAGGCUGCAGUCUCACCGGCAAAGGACACAGGAGGAGAUUUAUGUGGAGCGAUAUCAAAAGUCCUGUGUGUAUGGGUAUGUGAAGUUGAGGGCGCUCGCUAAAGAGGAGUCCAAGAAGAAUGACACGAUCAAAGCGCGUGUCGCAGAAGUGAAGCGGAUGGUGAAAGCAUCCUACUUGACCGGCCCUGAAUUGGAGCAAGCACGGAAUGUGAUCAGAAUCGACGACGAGGAUACGUCUGAGUUUAGCGAAGAAAGCUUGGAUGAUGCUGUAGGCGAUUAUCGAGAUUUGGCUGGACUGAGUGAAUCAGAUGCUGACCAGCCUUCAACAUCCACAGGGUUGCGUGCCAGCAAGCGAAAGAAGAUUGAGCAGAACAGGCGAUGA
This is a messenger RNA of Cooperia oncophora, 1101 nucleotides long. NCBI's taxonomy places the organism in Eukaryota, Metazoa, Nematoda, Chromadorea, Rhabditida, Trichostrongylidae. The record is from the annotation of a GenBank genome assembly.